Molecule: messenger RNA, 1204 nt
Organism: Pteropus alecto (black flying fox)
Lineage: Eukaryota; Metazoa; Chordata; Mammalia; Chiroptera; Pteropodidae
Gene: PRSS57
Product: serine protease 57
Exons: 5
Coding region: 1-846 (281 amino acids)
Biological process (GO): proteolysis
Molecular function (GO): serine-type endopeptidase activity
Source: RefSeq, a predicted model, not a curated record
AUGGGACCUGGGGCGGGGGACCGGGGCCACCUGCUACUGAUUGUGGCCACUGCCCUGAUGCUGUCCGCGAGGCCCCCAGGCUCCUGGGGAGCCCGGAUCAUCGGGGGCCGUGAGGCGACCCCCCAUUCCCGUCCCUACAUGGCAUCGGUAAGCUUCGAGGGCCAGCACCACUGCGGGGGCUUCCUGCUCCGCACCCGCUGGGUGGUCUCAGCCGCCCACUGCUUCAAUGACCGAGACCCCCGCAUGGGCCUGGUGGUGCUGGGGGCCCAUGCCCUGCGCACCCCAGAGCCCACCCAGCAGGUGUUCGGCAUCUCGGCUGUCAUCAGGCACCCCAACUAUCAGCCCACAACCCACGCCAAUGACAUCUGCCUGCUGCAGCUGAACAGCUCUGCUGCCCUGGGCCCCGCCGUGGGGCUGCUGGGGCUGCCAAGGAGAAACGCCAGGCCGCUCAGGCCCGGGGCGCGGUGCCAGGUGGCCGGCUGGGGCUCCGUGUCCAACUUUGAGGAGCUGCCGCCCGGGCUGAUGGAGGUUGAGGUGCGCGUGCUGGGCCUGGACGUCUGCAACAGCUCCUGGAAGGGCCAGCUGAGCCCCGCCAUGCUCUGCGCCCACAGCGGGGACCACCGGCGGCGAGGCUUCUGCUCAGCGGACUCUGGGGGGCCCCUGGUGUGCAGGAACCGGGCCCACGGCCUCGUCUCCUUCUCCGGCCUCUGGUGCGGGGACCCCAAGACCCCUGACGUGUACACGCAGGUGUCCGCCUUCGUGACCUGGAUCUGGGACGUAGUGCGGCAGGUGCCCAUCCAGCCCCGGGCCCAGGACCCCUGGGGUCCCCCAGCAGGAGCUGCCUGAACCCCGGCAGCUCAUGCUGGGUACACAAACGAGGUGGUGACUGAUGCCAACAGCUCCAGCCCUGUAAAAUCCUGUGGCUGGUGGCGCGGGGGGGCCACGGGGUCCCCAGACCCAUUAAGCCUGGGGUUGGAAGCGGGCAUCAGUGCCACACAAAAAGAGCCAAAAUAACCGAAUAAAAUGUUAACUAACCAGAUAUAACGGUUCACUUGUACUCCUGGAGCUUCGUCUUGGCCUCUGGGUGGCCGAGGGCCUGGCUGGGCCUCUCCUCAAACCCCCUUUCAUCCACCCACCCCACCUACCACAGCCCUCUCCCUGGCUGCUGCCUACUGCCCGGAGGUGGCUGCCCUGAGGACACGCA